Molecule: messenger RNA, 368 nt
Organism: Spinacia oleracea (spinach)
Lineage: Eukaryota; Viridiplantae; Streptophyta; Magnoliopsida; Caryophyllales; Amaranthaceae
Product: solute carrier family 40 member 3, chloroplastic-like
Exons: 3
Coding region: 55-342 (95 amino acids)
Source: RefSeq, a predicted model, not a curated record
AUUCUUUUGUCUAAAUAUGACCCUGUGACCUGUUUGAAAUACGCGGCUGGUUUUAUGAUAUGGGGUUUACCGCUUGCAGUUGCUCUCACUUGGUUAACCAACAGGGUUUCCACUGGUGUUCUUGACCGUGCUAAGUGUCAACAGACCUGUUCUGAAAGUCCUGCUCGAUUAACCCAGGAAGAUAAUAAGAAUAUAGCUUGUCUGUCAUUUCUUACAGGUUUGUCACCGUCUCUUACAUGCCCAAUAACCAAAACAUUUAGUUACACUAUACUUAUAAAAAAAACCCUUCUAGUAAGUGACAUUAUAUCUACAUUAAGCACCCAAGGGAAAGCAGAGUGCUAGUAUUUCCUCAGAUCUCAAGCUAAAGA